GAGCGAGGCAGCAUUCUCACUCUUCUGCCAGUUAAAGUUUAGCGACUGGGAGCCAAGGAUUUCCUCAAAUCAGCCUGCAGGGACGGAGGGGCGGGAAGGGUGAGAAUUUCCUCUCGUUUGUUCAUUCUUGCUCUUUGCUUCUUGUCCUCCACGCAGAAGGAAGUUGGACAGAGCCCUCAAAAAGCAGUGGGCCUGCUGCUGCCAAGGCAUUUGAUCAUUCUCCAGAUCCUAGCCAUGCCGGACCUGUAUACAAUUGUGCUAGGACUGCUGAUUCUUUUGCCCCUCCUGGGAAACAUUUUCUUCCCCUACCUUUGGCUGGACCUGGUCUACUUCUUUACCAUGGUGAAAAGAGGAUACAAAUGCCACCAGUGUCUUCGGCGGAAUCCUCCUUUUACUCUCCUAGAUGUUUUCUUGGAGAAAGUCAAGAAACAUCCUGAGAAACCACUGGUUCUUUCUGGAGAUGAGAUCUAUACCUACCAAGACAUCAACAAGCGCAGCAGUCAGGCAGCCAGAGUGUUACAGGGCCAUGUGGGGCUGAAAGAACGGCAAACGGUGGCCGUUUUUCUGAAGAACGUCCCUGCCUAUCUCUGGGUCUGGAUGGGCUUGGAGAAAAUUGGCUGUACCAUGGCGUGUAUCAAUUACAACAUCCGAUCAAAGUCCCUGUUACAUGUGCUCAGCUCUUGUGAUGCCAAAGUGCUAUUGACCACUCCAGAUUUUCAAGAAGUCAUUGAGGAUGUCCUGCCUAUCCUAAAGAAUGAAGGCGUGCAAGUUUUCUAUCUGAGUGAUGACUCCCCAACUCCUGGUGUGGAAGCUUUGCUGGGACGGAUAAAAUCCAGUUCAUCCGAUCCAAUGUCUCUCUCUUCCAGAGCCAAUAUAACCCCUAAUUCUACAUCCUUGUAUAUUUUUACUUCUGGGACUACAGGGCUACCGAAAGCUGCUCUCAUCACCCAGAGGAAGCUACUCAUUGUGUCCGGCAUGUUCCAUAUAUGUGGGGUGAAGCCUCAGGAUAUCAUCUAUACCCCACUCCCACUUUACCACUCGGCUGCAUUGCUUCUUGGGGUAGGAGGAUGCUUGGAGGUUGGAGCUACACUUGUCUUGAGGUCAAAGUUCUCCGCUUCCCAUUUCUGGGAUGACUGCAGGCGAUAUCAUGUCACCGUGAUCCAAUAUGUAGGAGAAAUGAUGCGCUACCUGUGUAAUUCACCAAAGAGGGACAAUGACCGUGACCACAGUGUGCAGAGAGCGAUAGGCAAUGGCAUGCGGAUCGAGGUCUGGAAGGAAUUCCUCCGUCGAUUUGGAUUCCUGCAAAUCUUUGAGUUCUAUGGAGCAACGGAGGGGAAUGUUGGGUUCAUUAACUACACUGGGAAAGUUGGAGCUGUGGGACGAACUCACUUCCUUCACAAGAAAAUGACCAUGUUUGAAAUUGUUAAAUACGAUGUUGACCAGGAUGAGCCAGUAAGAAACGAGAAAGGGCAGUGCAUCCCAGUAGCCACAGGUGAAACAGGCUUACUAGUGUCCAAGAUUACCGAGGUCACCCCAUUUUCAGGCUAUGCAGGAGACCGUAAGAAAUCAGAGAAGAAGAUUCUCCGGGAUGUCCUGAAAAAGGGAGACAGUUUUUUUAACAGUGGUGACCUUCUGAUGCAAGACCACGAAGGUUUUAUAUAUUUCCAGGACCGAGUAGGAGACACUUUCCGCUGGAAAGGGGAGAAUGUGGCUACAACAGAGGUUGAGAGGACUUUUGCUGCAUUGGACUUCAUUGAGGAAGUCAAUGUAUAUGGUGUGCCAGUGCCAGGGCAUGAAGGAAAGACUGGAAUGGCAGCAAUACGUCUGAAAGAUGGGCUGUCCUUUGAUGGAAAAAAGCUGUAUGCACACGCCAAGGAUUACAUGCCAAACUAUGCCAUACCUCGCUUUGUGCGUCUCAGGGAAGCCCUGGAGAUCACUGAAACAUUCAAACAAUGCAAAGGUCGAUUGGUGAAGGAAGGAUUCGACCCAGCCGUCAUCAAUGACCCCUUGUACUUCUUAGAUGACUUGGAAAAAUGUUACGUGCCCAUGACUAAGGAGAUCUUCAGCUCCAUCACAAAGAAGAAACUGAAAUUGUGAAAGAUCUUCCACAGGGAAACCAGAAGGAGCUGUAAUUGGGAGACUCUUGACCUCUACCUGGGAAAGUGGAAACUGUCAAACCAGAUGAUUAAAAUCUGCCAACCCGGGGAACAUGUUCUUGUGUGUGACAAACCUGUGUACAUGAAUGGCAGCUGGUGGUUCUCACAUGAUUAGGGUGAUGAACAUGCUCUAAAUUUUAGGAUGAACUUUGAAUGAGUUGUCUGGUGCCUUAUUUACAGAUCAUGGAUAGUUCAUUUUGAAAUUCAAACUAAAACUCAGGGCAGAUUCAUCACCCUGCUGGCUGCCUCUCACUAUUGGUGUAUGUAUGAAUGUCUGUGAAAUAAUCCCUUUGCUUUUCCCUGCUGUGUCCAUAUCAGUUGUUGGUUCUGUAUUGUAUAUAUUGAAAACUAUGUAGAAGAGGCAAUGGUCCUGUGCUCUUCACCACCUGGAAUGCUUUUUCUUCCUAUGAUUCACAUGUGUGUGUUGCACCCACCGAUACAAAUAUAAUCACAUGCAAAGUGUGUGACAGCAGACACUUAUGGGGAAGUUGGAACUUGCCUUUAGGAAGAAGAUAUCUUUCUCCAUUGCCACAUUCAUAUUUAUUGUGGAGACCCACCUCUGUAACAGAUUGGACUAUUCUUUUAAAUAUAGUCACUGAAACUUAGGUGCAACCACUCUCUGCCUCAGAUGACACAGCAAGAUGUAAUUCCCCUAAAAUGGCUACAACUAUGAAUUUUACACUAUGGAUUUCUAGUUUACGUUACCCUAGAAAAAACCACUCUAUAUUCUAGAAGCUUUUAUGUGCUCAGAUUAUUUGUACAGUAAAAAUAUCAGAAGACCUAGAAAAAUGCUUAAUUUCAGUAAGGACUUCAUCACACGCAAUAAAGGCAGGUUUCUACACAUUUAAGAAAUGGCUACCGAUGGAACCCAUCAUAUGAUGCAAGCUUGUCUCGUUAGUUCCAGGUAUUUUGCCAUUUCAAAAGUGUGUUUUUUGUUUUAUGCUUCCUCAAUCAAUUGGGAAGUGACUUCUUUUUUAAAUUCCCUGCAUAGAAACUCAUAAAAGCAUGAAAUUUAAUGUGUGAUGGGAAUUUCCCAUUGUCCCCAUAGAAUUCCCCAUAGAAUAAUAUAUAUAUAGAAUAAAUUCCAUUUAUUUAUCUCUUGUUAAAAAGCACUUCCACAAGAACAAACAGAGGAUUUCUUCAAGUAAAAAAAAUGGGGGAAGAGACACUGGGAGGAUAAUGUCUCCCAUGUGAUGAGGAGGCAAACAGAUUAUUUGAAAAGAAAGCUGAAUGAAGGAAAUGUGAGGAAAAUCAUUUGUUUAAUUUCCAAACCAGGCAUUGCAACGCUUAAGAGAAAAACAUUGAUCCUCAAUGCUUUACUUAUUGUGUGAGAUGAAGUCGUAAGAUUCCUCACUUCAUGCUCCAAGACUCAAAAAUUCAAUCAACAUGUUUCAGUGUGGUCACCUAAAUCACCUAGUUGUUGCCUUUCUUUGGGUUUGGUGUUUGUAUGCGUGCAUUUGCAGGUUGGUAUUUCACCUCCCCCUUCCUUAUAGAUUUCACCUUAUGUGGGACAUAUGGCAGGCACCAAACUGUGAUAGGUGCUAAAGUAAGUCUUAGUAGAUGAGUUUGGGAAGAGGAAGUAGAAUAUAUGAGCAAAAUGUUUCACUUGGGGUGGUCAUACAGAAGAGGCAACCAAAAAUUUAAGACUGUGUGCAAAAAUAUUUUGACAUCUAUUUGCAAGACAUAGGAAAGAGUACAAUUAAAACUGCCUUGAGCUGGAGCCAAGGAGUAGAAACAAAAGGCCAGUAGUAUGUCCUUCCACAUAUAUCUAGCUGCGAAAGCACAUUUGGUGGCCAUGAAGGAAAACCAUGGUGGCAGUCUAAGAGAGGAGAGAAGAGUGCUGCACCACUAAAAUCUGUCAUUAAUUUUUAAAUCCCAUCCUCUUCCAAAAUGUGAAAUUUGUAAAAUGACUGAUGGUUGUGUAAGAUUAGAGAGGACAAUGUAUUCCAAACAUCACAGCACAAUUCCACCUGUUUGCCUUGAAAUAAUGUGCUCACUGUUCAUGUUUUUGGUGUGAUGUGAAUUAGCAGGAUAGAAGAAAUAAAUAAAAUUAAAAUGUUGGAAAGAUCAUGAAA
Messenger RNA from Anolis sagrei ordinatus, 4231 nucleotides. Its product is annotated as long-chain fatty acid transport protein 2-like. Gene Ontology annotation, molecular function: long-chain fatty acid transmembrane transporter activity; long-chain fatty acid-CoA ligase activity. NCBI's taxonomy places the organism in Eukaryota, Metazoa, Chordata, Lepidosauria, Squamata, Anolidae. The record is from RefSeq and is a predicted model, not a curated record. Gene Ontology annotation, cellular component: endoplasmic reticulum.